This is a messenger RNA of Helianthus annuus (common sunflower), 1628 nucleotides long. Its product is annotated as tyrosine--tRNA ligase, chloroplastic/mitochondrial. Gene Ontology annotation, molecular function: ATP binding; RNA binding; tyrosine-tRNA ligase activity. Gene Ontology annotation, cellular component: chloroplast stroma; cytosol; mitochondrion. The coding region runs from base 71 to 1489 and encodes 472 amino acids. The record is from RefSeq and is a predicted model, not a curated record. NCBI's taxonomy places the organism in Eukaryota, Viridiplantae, Streptophyta, Magnoliopsida, Asterales, Asteraceae. The transcript has a single exon. Gene Ontology annotation, biological process: tyrosyl-tRNA aminoacylation.
UAAUCCAACGAACAUCUCCUUCCUUAUCCCGAUCUUAACCUAACCUCCUCGUUGCAGUAAAACCACACCAAUGGCGGCCACUGCCUCUAUACUCAGAUCAACCAUUUUCUUCCUCAAACCACCUUACAAACUCACCCAAACAUUUCCGAUACACCGGAACCUCCACCACAACCGCCCAUUCACCCGCCAUUUCUCCACCCCCCGCCCCAACAUCAUUCAAAUCCUCGAACAACGCGGCCUACUCGACUCCCUCACCGGCGAAUCUCUCCGUACAGUCUGCUCCGAUCAAUCGAUUCGCGUCUACUGCGGCUUCGACCCUACCGCCCAGAGCCUCCACCUCGGCAACCUCAUCGGCCUCAUCGUCCUCUCCUGGUUCCUCCGCUCUGGCCACUCCACCGUCGCUCUCGUCGGCGGCGCAACCGGCCGCGUCGGCGACCCAUCCGGUAAGUCCCUCGAACGCCCCGAACUCGACCUCCAAACCCUAGAACGUAACAUUAACGGAAUCUCACAGACAAUUGUUAAUAUCCUAAACCCUAACCCUAACGGUUCAACCGGUUCUGUUACUGUGUUGAAUAAUUAUGACUGGUGGAAAGAUGUUAAGCUACUUGAUUUUUUAAGAGAUGUUGGGAGAUAUGCUAGAGUUAACACAAUGAUGAGUAAAGAGAGUGUGAAAAGAAGAUUAGAAUCAUCUGAUCAAGGUUUGAGUUAUACUGAAUUUACAUAUCAGUUGUUACAAGGGUAUGAUUUUGUUCACUUGUUUAAACAUGAGAAUGUGACGGUUCAGAUCGGCGGGUCGGAUCAAUGGGGGAAUAUCACCGCUGGGACCGAACUGAUUCGGAGACUUCAUCAGUCAGAUUCGGCUUACGGGGUUACAUUCCCGCUUUUGUUGAAAUCGGACGGUACUAAGUUUGGGAAGUCGGAAGAUGGUGCGAUUUGGCUCUCGCCGGUGAUGUUGUCGCCAUAUAAGUUUUACCAGUAUUUUUUCUCGGUGCCGGACGAGGACGUGAUUCGGUUUUUGAAGAUUCUUACUUUCUUGAGUUUGGAUGAGAUAGAGAAGAUUGAGACGGGGAUGAAGAGUAGCGGGUAUGUGCCGAAUUCAGCUCAGAGGAGGUUGGCGGAGGAGGUGACGAGAUUUGUUCACGGGUCGGAUGGGUUGGAGGAAGCGGUUAAAGCGACGGAGGCUUUGAGGCCGGGGGCUGAGACGCGAUUGGAUUGGAAAACGAUUGAGGGGAUUGCAAAGGAUGUGCCGUCGUGUUCUUUGAGUUACGAUCGGGUUUUGGAUGUUAGUGUUGUGGAUUUGUCGGUUUCGACGGGCUUGAUUGAGAGUAAGUCUGCUGCUAGGAGGUUGUUGAAGCAAGGUGGAUUGUAUUUGAACAAUGGGAGGGUUGAUAAUGAAGGGAAGAAGAUUGAGGCUGAUGAUAUUGUGGAUGGGAAAGUUUUGUUGUUGUCGGCCGGGAAGAAGAACAAGAUGGUUGUAAGAAUAGCUUGAUCAUGUUUCAUAUGUUUUGCAUACAUUUUUGGCUCAUUGUUGGAUUCAAUUUAGUGUUAUAAUGCUAUGAACCUAGAGGAAUUGUAAUCGAAGUUUAUAAAACGAAAACUGAUAUUUCUCAUAUAAGCUUAUGUUAUAA